AUGAUUUGUUUUGGAAAAAGAUAUCAAGCUUGCCAAUCUAAAAUAGAAAAUUCUAGAUUUUGGAAGCUUUGCAUUGAUGAGCCAUUUAUUAUUUCAACAAACUAUCGACUUUGAAAUUUAGAUAGAUGAAAAUGGAAGGCAAAAGGAACUUCUUGUCAGAAUUUAUUCAACAAAGAAUAUAUAAAACGUCAAUUAAGUUUAUAG
This is a messenger RNA of Blepharisma stoltei, 204 nucleotides long. Lineage: Eukaryota; Ciliophora; Heterotrichea; Heterotrichida; Blepharismidae. The record is from the annotation of a GenBank genome assembly.